Molecule: messenger RNA, 264 nt
Organism: Ascochyta rabiei
Lineage: Eukaryota; Fungi; Ascomycota; Dothideomycetes; Pleosporales; Didymellaceae
Exons: 1
Coding region: 1-264 (87 amino acids)
Source: RefSeq, a predicted model, not a curated record
AUGGCUUCCUACACCACUACCCGCACCUCCAGCUCCAGCUCCAACUCUAGCAGCUCUACCUUCAGCUCGCCCACACUCUCGCCCACACCCACAUACUCAUCACCAACCCCCCACGACCCGACUGCACGCCGCCUAUCCCUCACGAUCCAAAACCAGCACAUCCCCUGCACCGAGCGCGAAGCCCAACUCCUCUCGCUCCUCGGCUUCGCGCCCUCGGAUCCCAAGACAGGGUUGCGCGCGCGGUGCAUGGCGGGGUUGGGAUGA